Molecule: messenger RNA, 2063 nt
Organism: Syngnathus acus (greater pipefish)
Lineage: Eukaryota; Metazoa; Chordata; Actinopteri; Syngnathiformes; Syngnathidae
Product: serine/threonine-protein phosphatase 4 regulatory subunit 2-like
Exons: 9
Coding region: 137-1303 (388 amino acids)
Biological process (GO): protein dephosphorylation
Cellular component (GO): protein phosphatase 4 complex; cytoplasm; nucleus
Molecular function (GO): protein phosphatase regulator activity
Source: RefSeq, a predicted model, not a curated record
UAAUACAGACAUUUUCCGUAAAGAUAUGACGUCACCACAGUCAUGCGCAGUCUUCACCCGGACCAGCUUUGUUAUGUUGUUGCUUGCUAUUGCUAACUAGCAAAUACAGUAUUUCCUUCGGUUACCGGAGGCAGCGAUGGACACCGAGGCGUUGUUGGAAGCGUUUCAAGAUUUUGAGAAUAAAGUGAAAAGGGAUACAAGUCCAGUAUUGGAGCAAUUCCUGUGUCAUGUUGCCAAGACAGGGGAAGCAAUGAUUCCGUGGUCACAAUUCAAAUCCUACUUCAUGUUUAAAUUGGAGAACAUCAUCGAUGAUUUUCACUCAUCGACCACUGAACAGAGAGGCACGCACAAUCCCAAUGUAGAACAUGUUCCUUUCGAGGAGAUGAAGAAGAGGAUAUUAAAAAUAGUUGACAACUAUAAUGGAAUCCCAUUCACCAUUCAGCGUCUGUGUGAGCUGCUCACUGACCCAAAGCGACAUUAUACAGGAACAGAUAAGUUUCUCAGGGGUAUAGAAAAGAAUGUAAUGGUGGUCAGCUGUGUGCACCCUACAUCGGAGAAAAAUGGGAUGUUGAGUUCAAACAGAAUGAAUGGAGUGAUGUUAUCUGGCACCUCUUUGGUACACUCUGACAGUCGAAAUGUUAACGGACCAGGCAUGCCAAAAGGGCUGAAUAGGCCAAAGCUGUCAUCGUCGACUUCACUUUCCACCAAUGGCCUCUCUGAGUGUGCAAUCAGCAAGGAGCCAGAGCCCAAUGCGGAGCCUCGCGUCAGCACUGACCUUUCACUCAUGGGAGGCAAAAUCACACUGAGCCGGACAAAAAGUAAACACACUGAUGAGGAGGAGGUGGAAGAGGGGGGUUCUGAUGCUGACAAGCACAACAGCAAGAGGCUAAAGGUCAGCGAGAAUCUGGAAGACGACAUAAGAGAAAACAAGGAAUCCUCAUGUAGAGGAAUGGAGAGAUCCUCAGCAAAGGGUGACUUCUUAGAAGACUCUAGCGAUCGACAAUUCCAAAGCGAACCAUCUUGUCGAACACAAUCCAAUAUAGAUGAUCCAGAGCCCAGAAGCCCACCGACACGAGCAUGUGAAAAGAGGGAACUUGAGGAGAAGGCCCACUCUGACAUCACUAGUCAUCAAUCGAAGGGACAACUGAAGGAGAAUACGCUGAUUGAGCACAACACUGGGGACAGCAGCGGCAGUGACGGAGGAGACUGCCUGCCGAGUGUCAAAGCGGUCCUCUCCUCUCCUGGUAAUUCACCCAACCUGACAACAGGGGGCGGUGCAGACAACUCAAACUGCGCAGAUUGAAAUCAAGCCUGGGGAUAGGAAAGGCAAGUGAAUAAACGAGCCAGUUGACCUAACUGACUCUUGACACUCUGACAACACAGCAAGGGUACGCUGCAUCACUGUGGAAUUGUAGGCUGCAGGAUCAGGAGUGAUAAGGAUCUGGAUGGUUCCUUUUGCAAGGAACUUAUGUUUACUUCAAUAUGAGCUGGUUGGUCAAAUAUCAACUAGUCUGAAGGACUAAAAAGGACAUCAUGGAGAUUUUUCCACUGUUGACUCACUUUUUUCUACACCCCCAUCCCCCACGCCAUGUUAGACCAUUUCAUGUCCACAACAUAUGAGCUGAGUUUAAUACCUUCAUCUUUGGCAUGUAUGUAUUUCCAAAAGGUACUUUGGUAGCUUGAGUUGUUUUAGCCUAAGAAUAGUUUUGAUACAAAGAAUGUCCCUCUCCAGAUGAAUCUGGUUCCCCUUAACAUCCUUUUCUAUGAGAAAAUAUUAGAGAAAAUAUAGAGAAUAUUUCAUCUUAUUUUUUUUUUAACAUUAACAUUGCACUUACUAGCACUAGCUCCUUGAUGGUUAGUGACAAUUAAGUUAAGACAUUUCAGCAUAACAUUGUCUUGAGAGUCCUUAACAAUUCUUCCCUCUAAUACCAUAGUUGUAGCCAUGCCUCGUUUUUUUUUUUAUAACUUGAGAUUUUUACAGUACUGUACAUGCCUGUAAAUCAGUUUUAUGCACUUGUCAUGUGUGCUCAUGGGCACAAAGAAAAAUAUCUGGAAAAUAAAUG